Messenger RNA from Vollenhovia emeryi, 1028 nucleotides. Its product is annotated as gamma-glutamylcyclotransferase-like. NCBI's taxonomy places the organism in Eukaryota, Metazoa, Arthropoda, Insecta, Hymenoptera, Formicidae. The record is from RefSeq and is a predicted model, not a curated record. Gene Ontology annotation, molecular function: gamma-glutamylcyclotransferase activity. The coding region runs from base 290 to 820 and encodes 176 amino acids. The transcript has 4 exons.
CGCAAAACGGAGCGGGGGCUCGAUCAGGCGGUGAACGCGGCGCGCUGGAUAGAUAACGGAUGUGUACACCAGGUGCCACCGGAGCGGGGACGGCGAGGGGCAGCGGCGCCUCGCGCUCGGAACGCUCCCUUUUCCCCGCGGGAUUAUUAUUAACAACCGCCUGUCACUGUGCCGCGCGAGAUACCUUAUCUUUCGUAGAUACACGUAUAAAGGACGCGCAGUGAAUGCGGACUCGCGAGUGUCGCUGACAUUCAUUUAAAUCCCGCCGAGUGAAACGGUGCCCCCAGGGAUGUCCGGCACGUUUCUGUACUUCGCUUACGGGAGCAAUUUGCUCGCCAAGAGGAUACGUCUGAGCAAUCCGACUGCGGUCGCGAAGGACAUCGGUUGCAUAAAGAAUUUCAGGCUGGAUUUUCACCGUCACUCGAAACGAUGGCAAGGAACGUCCGCGACAAUUGUGGAAACGGAGAAUUCGGUCGUGUGGGGCGUAGUCUGGGAGUUGGACAAGUGCAACUUAGCUACGUUAGACCGGCAGGAAGGAGUGCACGAUAAUAUAUACCGCGCGAUGCCGGUGAACGUUGAAACCCCUAGUGGUAAGACUCUAAAUUGCAGAGUGUACCAGCAGUGUAACAAUCCGGAGGAGUAUGUAAAACCAGAGGACUAUUCGAUGGAUAAGAGGCCCUCGCCGUUGUACAUAAGCACGAUAUUAAAAGGGGCCGAGGAGAACAGUCUUCCCGCCGAUUACAUAAAGUUCUUGAAAACUAUCCCGCAUAACGAAUACGAAGGAGAAUACGGCAUUGGCCUCUCUCUGACUGAAAAUUAACCGCCACGACAUUUUUAUUGUACGAAUACUUUUGAUAAUACGGAUCGAGAACCACGUAUUCCAACGCCGUAUCCGUCGUCAUUUCGUCCAGCUUGCCUCGAGGAAUCUUCAUUUUAAGAAAGUCUCUUUUAUUCACCUAGAUGUGUACGACAUAAAUAUAACGAAUUAAAAAUUAAGAAAUAAAGACAGCUUAUAAAAAAACUCAAAA